Fonsecaea erecta is the source of this 846-nucleotide messenger RNA. RefSeq lists its product as hypothetical. NCBI's taxonomy places the organism in Eukaryota, Fungi, Ascomycota, Eurotiomycetes, Chaetothyriales, Herpotrichiellaceae. The record is from RefSeq and is a predicted model, not a curated record. The transcript has a single exon. The coding region runs from base 1 to 846 and encodes 281 amino acids. Gene Ontology annotation, molecular function: methyltransferase activity.
AUGGACAAGACGAAUCCUCCCGACUUCAACCCUUCGGGCCACUUCGAUCAACUCUCAUCCAAAUAUGACGACUUGAUCGGUCUGAUGACAGGUGACAUUGGACGCUAUACUUUGAAGGCACUCGUCAAGCCGCCGACCUCAGAUAUGGUGAUCCACGACAACGCGUGCGGCACAGGUCUGGUCACAGAAUACCUCCAGCACGUCUCCUCCACUACGGGCACUUAUCCAAAGAUGAUCCACGCGACAGACUUCGUGCCCUCAGUAACCAGGGUCAUGCAGAAGAAAGCCGCGCAACAGCAGUGGAAGAACAUCGACAUCUCGGUCAUGGACAGCCAGGACCUCACGUUUCCGGACGGCACCUUCGACCUCAGCAUCACCAACUUCGGGAUCUUUUUCCUCCCGGACCCCCAGAAAGGGGCGGACCAGAUCUACCGCACACUGAAACCCGGGGGUCUCGCCGUCGUCACGGCGUGGAAGGAGCGGAGGAUGAUGGACACGAUCGCCGCGGCGCAGAAAAUCAUCCGGCCGGAUCUGAAGCCCCUGUACAGCCCGUGGGGGGAGCUGUGGUCCAAGGAGGAAACGCUGCGAAACGUUCUUCUCAACGCGGGCUUCAAGGCUGAGAACGUGAAGAUUGUGGAGAAAAGGACAGACGCGGUGGUAGAACCGUUCCUCCAGGACCCGGAGAUGGUGGCACGGUCGUACCCAGCGGCUGUGGAGGGCUGGAGUGAACAGGACAAGGCCAAAUUGGGCCAAGAGAUAUUGAGAAUUGCCCGUGAGAGGGAUCCCAAAGGCGGGGGGGUGGGCGGUCUCUACUCCGUCGCGUACAUCGCGAUAGCAAGAAAGUAA